GCAACACCCACAGUGCCACUCCCGUGUCCCCCCAGUGCCACCAGUGCCCCCAGUGCCACCAGUGCCAGCACCAUGCCGUUCAGCAACACGCACAACAAGUACAAGCAGAAGUUCUCCGCCGAGGAGGUUCCGGACCUGUCCAAGCACAACAACCACAUGGCCAAGGUGCUGACCCCCGCCCUGUACCAGCGGCUGCGCGACAAAGAGACCCCGAGCGGCUUCACCCUGGACGACGUCAUCCAGACCGGAGUGGACAACCCCGGCCACCCGUUCAUCAUGACCGUGGGCUGCGUGGCCGGUGACGAGGAGUCCUACGAGGUGUUCAAGGAGCUCUUUGACCCCGUGAUCCAGGACCGCCACGGUGGCUACAAGCCCACGGACAAGCACCGCACCGACCUCAACCACGAGAACCUCAAGGGUGGGGAGGACCUGGACCCCAAGUACGUGCUGAGCAGCCGCGUCCGCACCGGCCGCAGCAUCAAGGGCUACUCGCUGCCCCCCCACUGCAGCCGCGGCGAGCGCCGCGCCAUCGAGAAGCUCUCGGUCACCGCCCUGAACAGCCUGGACGGGGAGUUCAAGGGCAAGUACUACCCGCUGAAGGCCAUGACGGAGCAGGAGCAGCAGCAGCUCAUCGAUGACCAUUUCCUGUUCGACAAACCCGUGUCCCCCCUGCUGCUGGCCUCGGGCAUGGCCCGCGACUGGCCCGACGCCCGCGGCAUCUGGCACAACGACAACAAGACGUUCCUGGUGUGGGUGAACGAGGAGGAUCAUCUCCGCGUCAUCUCCAUGGAGAAGGGCGGCAACAUGAAGGAGGUGUUCCGGCGCUUCUGCGUCGGCCUCAAGAAGAUCGAGGAGAUCUUCAAGCAGGCCGGGCACCCGUUCAUGUGGACGGAGCACCUGGGCUACAUCCUCACCUGCCCGUCCAACCUGGGCACGGGGCUGCGCGGGGGCGUCCACGUGCGCCUGCAGCACCUGAGCCAGCACCCCAAAUUCGAGGAGAUCCUCAAGCGCCUGCGGCUGCAGAAGCGCGGCACAGGCGGGGUGGACACGGCCGCGGUGGGCGCCGUGUUCGACAUCUCCAACGCGGACCGCCUGGGCUUCUCGGAGGUGGAGCAGGUGCAGAUGGUGGUGGACGGCGUCAAGCUCAUGGUGGAGAUGGAGAAGAAGCUCGAGCAGAAGCAGCCCAUCGACGACAUGAUCCCGGCCCAGAAAUAGGGCGGGGGGCGCACCCCGGGGACCCCCCCCCCGGCCACCCGCGGGGACCGCCCCGAGCCCCCCGGCCCGGCCUCAAUAAACGCUGCUGGUCCCCCCCA
This is a messenger RNA of Corvus hawaiiensis (hawaiian crow), 1313 nucleotides long. Its product is annotated as creatine kinase M-type-like. Gene Ontology annotation, molecular function: creatine kinase activity. Gene Ontology annotation, biological process: phosphocreatine biosynthetic process. The record is from RefSeq and is a predicted model, not a curated record. NCBI's taxonomy places the organism in Eukaryota, Metazoa, Chordata, Aves, Passeriformes, Corvidae.